AUGAACCCUCCCGCAAAAAGAAGCGAAACAAACCCCAAACCCAAAAACAAACAUAUCUUCGACCCCUGGAACUCCUCAUCAACAGGCCACCAACGCGCCGAAAACCCGUAUUCGAGGACGACGGACUGGCGUGAUACGAGAAGAGACAAAUUGGCUAGACAGUUUCGCUUUGCUUCUAACAAUGGAGAUGAUGGAUCGUUGAUGAGGGAUGGGGGAGGGAGUUAUAUGACUGAAACCAAAGCUGAUGGAGGAGGAGGGGGAGGAGAAGGGGAAUGGAAAUGGAUGUCAGCGCAGGAAGCGAAGAGGAAUGAAUUACGUGUGAGGGAUAUAAGGCGAUAUAUGGGUGGGAUAUCGAAACCACCACUACAGCCCUUAAUGACUACAACGACAACGACAACGACAAAAGAAAAACUCAUUCUUGAGCCUGACGAGUCAGACCCUAAGAACAGGAAAGUGAGAGAGGAGAAAGGAAUAUUCACCCAUCUAACAUUCUACAUCAACGGAUCCACAUAUCCUACAAUAUCAGACCAUAAGCUCAAACAUCUCCUCGCCGAGGAAGGGGGGAAUAUCUCUUUAUAUCUUGCUCGAAAGUCAGUUACACAUGUUAUUCUAGGCUCGUCUGCUACCAGCAAUAUGUCUAGUGCUGGUACUGCCGGAAGGAAAACUGGCAGAUUACUAGCAUCAUCAAAACUGCAAAAGGAGAUUGUAGCAAAAACGAGCGGGUUUGGGAGGGGGGUAAAGUACGUUAAUGUUGAAUGGGUUAUUGAGAGUAUCAAAGCGGGGAAGAAGUUACCUGAAGCUAGGUUUUCGCCAUCUACAUUUUCAUCUAUGAGUAGACUAGGAAAUUUUACUCGAGUGGGAGUACCGGCUGGACAGAAGAGUGUGUAUGAUACGUUUAACAGGUCUACUACUACGACUAAAUCUAUGGAUGAGAUGAGUUGA
Messenger RNA from Talaromyces stipitatus ATCC 10500, 942 nucleotides. RefSeq lists its product as uncharacterized. Gene Ontology annotation, biological process: error-prone translesion synthesis; error-free translesion synthesis. Gene Ontology annotation, molecular function: DNA-directed DNA polymerase activity; deoxycytidyl transferase activity. NCBI's taxonomy places the organism in Eukaryota, Fungi, Ascomycota, Eurotiomycetes, Eurotiales, Trichocomaceae. The transcript has 2 exons. Gene Ontology annotation, cellular component: nucleus. The record is from RefSeq and is a predicted model, not a curated record. Bases 1 to 942 code for a protein of 313 amino acids.